UGGUGAUUUAAAGGUCCGGUGUGAGUGGCUGCCUGAUAGCUCUUUGUUUUCCACAAUCCUUUGACUAGAAAAAGAAAUCAGAGUGUGUUUUAAACAUGCUGCCCCGCGAGGGACAGGGAUUCCUUCACUUUGGGCUGUGUCUCUGGUGGUAUGUAUUCACACUUUGCUUCAGAGGAUGUGCAGGCUGUGCGUCUGAGGAGAGGCUCUUUCACAAACUGUUUGCUCAUUAUAACCAGUUCAUCAGGCCCGUGGAAAACGUUUCUGACCCAGUCACUGUGCAUUUUGAAGUGGCCAUCACACAGCUGGCCGACGUGGAUGAAGUAAACCAGAUCAUGGAAACCAAUCUGUGGCUACGUCACAUGUGGAAUGAUUAUAAAUUGCGCUGGGACCCAGUGGAAUACGAUGGCAUUGAGACUCUUCGCGUUCCUGCGGAGAAGAUCUGGAAGCCUGACAUUGUUCUCUACAACAAUGCUGUCGGCAACUUCCAAGUCAAAGGCAAGACAAAAGCUCUUCUUAAAUAUGAUGGCAUGAUAACCUGGACUCCACCAGCUAUUUUUAAGAGCUCCUGUCCUAUGGAUAUCACUUUUUUCCCUUUCGAUCAUCAAAACUGUUCCCUGAAAUUUGGUUCCUGGACCUAUGACAAAGCUGAAAUUGAUCUUCUAAUCAUUGGCUCUAAAGUGGACAUGGAUGAAUUUUGGGAAAACAGUGAAUGGGAAAUUGUCGAUGCUUCUGGCUACAAGCAUGACAUAAAAUACAACUGUUGUGAAGAGAUAUACACAGACAUAACCUAUUCUUUUUACAUUAGAAGAUUGCCGAUGUUUUACACCAUUAAUCUGAUCAUCCCCUGUCUCUUUGUUUCAUUUCUAACUGUGUUGGUUUUCUACCUUCCUUCUGACUGUGGUGAAAAAGUGACGCUUUGCAUUUCAGUUCUGCUUUCCCUGACAGUGUUUUUGCUGGUGAUCACAGAAACCAUCCCAUCUACGUCUCUCGUGAUCCCCUUGGUGGGCAAGUACCUGCUGUUCACCAUGAUCUUCAUCACCUUGUCCAUCGUGGUGACGGUGUUUGUGUUGAACACCCACUACCGCACCCCGACCACACAUACCAUGCCCAUGUGGGUGAAGGCAGUCUUCCUCCGGCUCUUACCCCAGAUCCUGAUGAUGAGGAGGCCUCUGGACAAGAGGAAGGGGACAAGAUAUGACAAAAACCCCGAAGGCUUCUCUGGCAGGCCAGCCAAAGUCAAGUUCGAUUGUCGCAGAGAGCCCAAACUUCUUAAAGAAUGCUGCCACUGUCGUAAGUCCAGGGAGAUCGCCACCAGCAAGAGACGGUUAAGUCAUCAGCCUUUACAACGGACGACUGAAAAUUUGGAGCCCUCACCUGAAGUCGAAGAUGUAAUUGAUAGUGUUCAAUUCAUAGCAGAAAACAUGAAGAACCAAAAUGAAACAAAGGAGGUAGAGGACGACUGGAAAUACGUGGCCAUGGUAGUGGACAGGGUGUUCCUGUGGGUGUUUAUAAUCAUCUGCGUGUUUGGAACUGCAGGGCUGUUUCUCCAGCCACUCCUGGGGAACACAGGACAUUCGUAAGAUGGAUUUUCCCUUUAUCUUCAGAAACUUACAAGACACUGUGUUUGUUCCAUGUUUCCCCCACCACAAGGAAAGGGAUAGAAAGCUUCGCACCAAGUCCCCAUCUAGAUGGAAAAAGAGGACUUUAUUGCCAACCAGGAGCCUGGAUGCCCUCCCUUGGGGCACAGAGGAGUACUUUAUGAUCCCAGUGUCUGGGAUCUGACACUGGAGCCCAGAGCUGGCAGCACCUGCAGGCUUCUCUUGUCUGUACACGUUUGGCUUCCGGGGACGUGACUGACCCACAGAACAGCAAACCGUGGAAUCAAAGUCAAGCCAUGCUAAGAGCUUCUUUUGCUUCUCCAGUUUAUGGGCUUCUCAGUAUAAUGACACCUGCCAGACGUGAAACUCUGGACCUUGGACCUGCUGACCUCUGCAGCACCUGUGAACUCGUGUAUGCUUGCUUUCUCCUGCACAUCUCUGUGAUGUAGAGCACACACUGCAGCAUUAUUUGAUACAUUAUUUAGUAAAAAAGUAACAGCAGGUAGUCAGUCUAACCAACAGGCUGU
Molecule: messenger RNA, 2125 nt
Organism: Globicephala melas (long-finned pilot whale)
Lineage: Eukaryota; Metazoa; Chordata; Mammalia; Artiodactyla; Delphinidae
Gene: CHRNA6
Product: cholinergic receptor nicotinic alpha 6 subunit
Biological process (GO): chemical synaptic transmission; regulation of membrane potential; nervous system process
Cellular component (GO): plasma membrane; neuron projection; postsynaptic membrane
Molecular function (GO): transmembrane signaling receptor activity; acetylcholine-gated monoatomic cation-selective channel activity
Source: RefSeq, a predicted model, not a curated record